AUGGAUUUCCAACACCGUGCAGGUGGUAAAACAGGAGUUGGUGGAGUUGCUUCGGCAUCUGAAUCCAAUCGUGAUAGACGUGAACGUCUACGUCAAUUAGCUUUGGAAACAAUUAAUCUAGCAAAAGAUCCAUAUUUUAUGAGAAAUCAUCUUGGUAGUUAUGAAUGUAAAUUAUGUCUCACAUUACAUAAUAAUGAAGGCAGUUAUUUGGCUCAUACACAAGGGAAAAAACAUCAAGCUAAUUUAGCACGACGUGCUGCACGAGACGCAAAAGAGUUGCCAGGUUCAACGCAGCCUGCCAGACCGCAGGUUGAAGUUCGAAAAUUUAUUAAAAUUGGCCGUCCUGGCUAUAAAGUUACAAAACAACGUGAUCCAGAUACGAAACAACAAAGUCUUUUAUUUCAAAUUGAUUAUCCAGAAAUAUCGGAUAAUAUUGUCCCUAAACAUCGCUUUAUGUCAGGUUUCGAGCAAAAGAUUGAGCCACCCGAUCGGCGUUGGCAGUAUUUGUUGUUUGCUGCUGAACCGUAUGAAACAAUCGCAUUUAAAAUUCCUAGUCGUGAAGUUGAUAAAUCAGAAGGAAAAUUUUGGACACAUUUUAAUUUGGAAACUAAACAAUUUUUCCUCCAGUUUGCAUUCAAAUUAGAAUCAAAAUAUUCUAGUGAUAGUUCAUUAUCAUCAUCGGCAGCACCCCGUUAUGGGCCCAUUGGACCACCACCGCCACCAUCUAUUCCUCCUGCCGGUAGAUUACCACAUUUACCAGCACCACCAUCAUUCCACCAUUCAGAAUUCUAA
This is a messenger RNA of Didymodactylos carnosus, 792 nucleotides long. Lineage: Eukaryota; Metazoa; Rotifera; Eurotatoria; Philodinida; Philodinidae. The record is from the annotation of a GenBank genome assembly.